Molecule: messenger RNA, 7212 nt
Organism: Portunus trituberculatus (swimming crab)
Lineage: Eukaryota; Metazoa; Arthropoda; Malacostraca; Decapoda; Portunidae
Product: F-box/LRR-repeat protein 14-like
Exons: 12
Coding region: 971-3013 (680 amino acids)
Biological process (GO): SCF-dependent proteasomal ubiquitin-dependent protein catabolic process
Cellular component (GO): SCF ubiquitin ligase complex
Molecular function (GO): protein binding
Source: RefSeq, a predicted model, not a curated record
GGUCAACAAAGUUAGUGAGGUUAAUGGUAUAUUUGCUAACUACCUCCCAACACUACGAUCGUUAUAUAUAAAAAUUUCCGUACAAGUGCAGCGGGUGGGACACCGAAUGAAGUGACUGAAGUGAAAGAAAAGAAACUUAAUUAAGUACGAGAGGAUGAAAUUAAUGAAACUAAGAAGUGAAAUAAGUGAACAGUGAAAUAAGAGGAAAUAAGCACCUAAGGUAGUGACAAGUGACAUAGUGAAAACAAGAAAAGUGCUGAGAAAGAAAUGCAUGAAGCUAUCCCUCGUCUCUUUUUAAUUGUCAUGAUGAUCAAAUGACAAUAUCAGUAAGAUAAAAUGAAAUGAAAUAAAACCAACGAUUAUUGCAUGACUCACCCCUAAAUCUUGCAAGGCCAUCUAAGAUAGAAUAAAUAACUAAAAAAACAAAGAAGCUGAUACAUAUAAGAAAAGUAUUGUGAAUUAUUCAGAGAGAGAGAGAGAGAGAGAGAGAGAGAGAGAGAGAGAGAGAGAGAGAGAGAUGUUAUCUAUAUGACAUACAGUGAAAACUCAAUGUGGUCUAACGUAAUGUUUACUUUCCUCACUAUUUCAUUCCACAGGCCACAGCCUACCCACACCCUAGCUGAGUUACCUUAUUUCAGAGUAAAAGCCCAACUGGCAACUCUCUUCACUCAGUCAGCUGAUCUUAGGUGUCAGCUGAUUUGUGUUUAGACUGAAUUUAGUUUAUAUUCGUAAAUUGCUUUGAGUGUCAAAAGGCCAUAACAGUACCAGGGCUAACCAGUACAAAAAAACAGGUCUAAAUUCGGAACAAUAAUGUGUGCGUAAAGGUUUAAUUACUGUGAGAACCAAGGUCUAGAAGGGAGUGGAUGCUGGUACCCUCACGGCCCCUGUGAAGAUUACUAUGUCCAAUGUCCCUACGUACCUCAAGCCACCUGCCGAAUACUAAGGCUUGCUGGACCUCCAAAAAGUCAUCAUGUCAGUCCACGAUCUGCCAUUUGAGACACUUGUCAACCUCUUCAAAUACCUUGGAGUGAGUGACCUGCUAGCAGCCUCAUCUGUCUCGCGGCUAUGGAGGGAUGCAGCAGCCAUCCUCCUGGCGGGGCGGGUCACUAUCAUGGUCACAGAUGAUGCUACACCUGCCGUUGAAACCUUCCAAGCCUCUGCCAUACCGUACCGCAACUGGGUGUUCAAGGAGGUUGACCUUACCCUGAAAGGCUCAUUUGGUGAGCUGUGGGAGAAAGUCUCAGCUGAAGUGCAGACCCUUAAGCUGUUGGGUGUGGGGAUCAACCAAAAGGAUUUUGUGCACUUGAUGCAGCAAUGUAUUACCCUAGAAGACCUGUGGCUAGAUGAUAUGAUGUACCUCCUUAUGCCAGAUAUUUCAGGUAAUCUUCUCAGCAACCCUGAGGAUGUGAAGGUGCUGUCUACUUCUCUCCGCAAUGUGACUCGGCUUCAUCUGGCUUGUUCCCGCUACCUCACUGACACUCUCUUUAGCCGCAUCAUCUCUGUUGUGGGCCCACUAAGAAAGCUAUCCUUGGCUGGAUGUCAAAUAUCCUUUCAUGAGUCUAUCCACAAGAGAUUCUAUCCUGAGGAUGGUAGAGUGGCAGUCUCAGACCAUGUCCUGACCUUCAAGCAUAUACUAAAAUAUAUAGAGGAGAAAGCCACCACCCUGAAAGAGAUCAGUCUUGGCCGCACACUGGUUGACAGUGAGAGCUUGUAUAAUCUAUCCAUUGUACCCAACCUACAUUUGGAGUCUGUGCAUUUAAUGUCUUGUGAUCAGCUGACCAAGAGUGGAAUCCAGCUUUUGUGUGAGAAUCAGAAGACCAUCACAGAUUUGGAUCUCAGCCUGUGUUCACGCAUCACAGACUAUGCUGUGCUGGCUGUCUGCCAACACCUGCCUCACCUCAAGAAACUCAACUUGCGCAGAUGUCGAGGCAUUACAGAGAAUGGUAUCAAAGCCCUGAGUCAGCUUAAGUAUCUGGAGGAAUUAAACAUUUCUCACCUGGAGGCUGUCAAUUCAGCGUGUGUGGAGGAGGCCAUUGGUAAAGAGGAACGAUCAACUCUUAGACUCCUGAACUUGGCAUCACUGUCCCUUGAGUGGAAGGUUAUUGCCAAACUGGCCACGGUAGCUCCUAAUCUGACACACCUUGAUGUAUCCAUGUGUGUAUCUGGUGUAAAUGACAGAAGUAUACAGGCCUUGUGUAAAUCCCUGAUGAAGCUCCAGAUCCUCAACAUGAAUGGCUGCACAGUGGUGUCAGACAUUGGCCUAGCUGGGCAUGGCUUAGGCCAGGCUGAGCCAUCCAUGGAAAGCACGACAAACCUAUCACUUGAGAGCCUAGGUCUUAGGGAGCCAGACCCUCUGAAGAUCCAGCUGGGCCUCAAGGCAGAGAAGACCAUCCGUCAAGAAGCUGAAGUCGCCAAAUAUUUGAGUGAAAAUAUUCAGCAGAUUGACAUUGCAACUGAAUUUGGCUUAUCAAAUCUUAAGGGACUGCAGGAGCUUAACCUGUGUGGGUGUAAAAGGCUGACAAACAUCACUCUGGUCCACGCCCUCAGGUUCCAAGAGUUGCACUACCUCAAUCUCUCUUACUGCCAGGGGAUGGGAGAAUCAGGACUGCAGUGCAUGGCCCAGAACUGUCCAAGUCUGGAAGUGUUGAUGCUGGCUGAAUGUGGACAGACGAGUGACCAGGUGGUUCUUGUCAUCACUCAUUUUCUGAAGCGAAUCAAGACACUGGAUCUGCAGGGCUGUACCAAGCUGACAGAUGAUGCACUGGACAGCCUCAGCAGCUGCCUCACCCUGCAGUAUCUGGACGUGAGCAACUGCUUCAGGAUGAGCCUGGAAAUGGUGAGGGUGGUGCAGGAGAGGAAUCCGCGCCUCCUCAACUUACAUUACCGAGGCAUCAAGGAGAAGAUCCCUGAGGAGAAGAUUGGUGAGCAGCCCUGUGCACGCAGGUCACCCUCUCGCAUCCCUCCACCACCCCCAAUCCUCUCCAAGUUAAAAAAGAAAGCUCUACGUAGAUAAUGCUGCUCUUUCGUAGAUACUGUUGUUCAAGAAUAGUUUGUCUUUAUGUAGAAAUACAAAUUUUUUUUCCUAAAACAUGCUGUGCAGUAUGGGAAAUUACCUAAGUAUGUUAGGUAUAUACAUACUGUGAUUUGAUCCUUCCAGUGUUGUUUGAGUGGCAUUUCUAUUUUCUCUUUUUAAUGGUUAACUUGUUUCAGAUUUUUCAGAUGCAGUAUUUAGUGCCUGAAAUUAGUAGGCAAGUAAAAAAAAGUUUAAAGAAGUGUGGCUUGUUGCAGUAUUUAAUAAAUUGAUGCUGUUUUAGUUUUUAAUCUUUUAAGAAAUUUUACUGAAAAUUAAUAAUUUUAUCAGACAGUUAUAAAAAUUUCAUGAUAUAUUGCUGCCAGAAAAAGGCAAUAAUUUAAAAGAUUAACAAGGCUGCUUCUGUGUCUAUAAUUACAGGUCUCUUUAUACAUGUAUAUGUGUUGAUUUUUUUUUUUUCCCACUAAAAUCAGUUAAUGUAUUAAAGCACCCUUAUGCUUUUCAAAACAAGAGCAGGAAAAAAUCUGUAGUUUAAAUGUAUGAGCUUUAUUUUUUUUCAUAAUAUGUUGUGUUGAAAUUAUUUGGAAAAGAAUAAUAGUUUCUUACCUUGAAGGUCUUGAAGCAGACAGUUGGUCAUGAUGAUGAAGAAACAAGAAGAAAUUCCCAAGCAAAGUAGGAACAGAACAACAUUCCAUCAUCUUCAACUGAAAUACAAGCUGCUCAGUGAGAAUGAUGCAUGAUAAUGCAUAUAAUUGACAAAGUAUAAAACUAAAUUCUGUUAAUGCAAUUUUAGAACAAAGUUGACUGAACAUUAUGAUAAUGUUGAAGUUUGUCCUGAGCAGCAGAGGCUUCCACAUUAUAGUACUUCAUGGGGGCUGUGUAUUUAAGCAGACCUUUAGAGAAAGGAAACAAGAAUUGAAAGUCACUAAUGAGAGGAUUCUUUUGGUUGAUUGUUUUGUUUGCAUAAUUUUAUUACUCAAAAGUUGUACUGUAGAUUCACAUCAUACUUUUCAAUAAGGCAUGUGUCUGAUUUAAAGGUAAAGUGAUGGUCUGGCUGUACACUGUGGCUGGGUGUGAAGAAAACUGCCAUUUUAUUUGCUGUGUGCUUGUAAAGGCGACUGAAAAAGAGACAGUAAACAGACUGGGGAGAUCUCACAUUAUUUUCAUUUAUGGUGAGAUGGAUGUAAACUGUCUUAGUUAUCCAUGAUGAAAGAGAAUAUCAGUCAGGUGUGAAGAUGAAAAGGUUGAAAAUAAAGGUAAUCAUAUUUUGGGUACAUGAAAAGCAAAAACUUCAAAUUUACUAGAAAAAAAAUGAGUAUGAAAUUGGAAGAAUACUUGUAUAAGGCAGAUAAUACAUAAGACUUCCAUGAAGACAGAAAGAUAGAAAUAAUAAUGUCUUUACAUGUCACACAUGUAAAUAAUUUGAAUUCUUAGUGCAUUUUUUCCUCUCUGGGAAUAGAUAUCAAAACAUAUCCCUUAUCCAACUCUCCUGUGUCCACAUAUACAUUCCAAGUAUCCCAGAGGGCAAGAGAGCAUUUGUAAUGUAAUGCAAAACUGAUACUGUUAUUGUGAAAGAAUGUAAAGAAAAGAUAGGCUAUAAGAGAAGGUAAGAAAGAGCGUAACAAUGUUGACAUAUGAGUAGUAGGAUGGAUAGAAGAUAGUAACAGAAGUAAAGUUAAUAUUGGAAAGUGAAAAGGAAUAUAAAAAAUUAAAAAAUAGUGGAGGGUUGAACCAUUGAUGAAAAUGGAUUAAAUAUAUUGAAACUAUGGAAAAAAAUGUCAUUUUUGUUCAUGAGUUACCAGGGUGAGAGGGCAAGAAUAAGAGGUGAUCCCAAUUUGAAUGCAAAGGUGCAAGAGGGUAGAGUUCCAAUGAAAAGAAAGUGGAAGAAGCAUUUAGUCUCACAUAUUUAAAUAUUGAAAGAAGCUGUGUUAAACUGAAGUCAGGGAAGAGACUAAAAGUGUAUAGCCUAAAGACUGUAAAGAAAGAAAUAGGUGGAUGAUGAUUCCACUGAGUAAAAUUAGAGUGUACGAAGUCACCAAGGUUCAAUAAGAUGAUAUCAAAGUAACACAGAAGAGAUUACUGUAUUAUAGAAAUAAUUCAAUGUAUGCUAAAACCAGGAUGUGAUACUUAGAGACUGGUAGAAGGCACGAUUGAUAUUGAUGUACAGAUUUAGAGAAAACAAGAUGCAUUGUAAAAAUUACAUGAGAAUAUGCUAACUUAGCAUACUAAGAAACAUUUAUAGUUUGAGUUCAAUGAAAGAGUUAUCAAGAUAAUGAAUUUCCAAAAUGGAAGAAAAGAGGGUAGUUUCAUGAGGGGACCAUGGUUAGUGUUUUGAAUGGAGUGUAGUAUAUGUUUGAGAAUACUUUCUUAGAAAAAUAAAUAAAAUUGUAUAUGCUAUUUGUAGACCAGCAGAAAACACACGAUGAAGUCAUUACAAAUACAUUUUGGCAAUUGUUUUCAUAUGAAUGAAAUAGGUAGAAAAUUACUAAGAUCUUUGGAAGGCUUCUAUAAGAAAAAUACGAAAUGCAUAGAGAAGUACUUUCUUGUAUAGGUUAGUCUUAGACAUUUCUCAGUGAUAAUUCAUCUUUAUGGAGGUGAAAGGUAGGAAUGUUUUAAAGGAUCAAAGACUAAGGAAGAGGAGUCACUUGUUAUGUAUGAUAUAGCUAUUGUAGACAAGGGAAAAGCUGCAUAGUCUAGUCACACAUACUUAGGAGGUGAAAGCAACAAAGUGCAGAAAUGAGAUGGAACAGAGAAAGGAGUAAGAGGUGCUGACAUGGACAUGGUUCUAAAUACCAGAGGAAAAAGCUAGUCAAAUUAUUGGAGUGAUGAGGGAAGUUAGGAAAGGAAUUUUUGUCUGUGACAGCAAUAACUGGUAUGUUUAAGGGAACUAUAGUGUCGGGUUUUGUAUGCCUGAGAGAUAUGAGUACUUCAGAUGACAUGCUGAGAAUAAAAUGCUUUAGAAAACUGUCAGAUGCAGGAUUGAUAGGAUGUAGAACAAACAAAUAAGAGUGUUGUCCUGGAGAGAUCAGACUAGUGAUAUCUUGAUGUAGUUAUAAGGAAAAAAACAAGAAGAAAAAAGAAUAAUUAUGAUAGUAUAAACAUCCUAAAUAGAAAAGAUGUAUGAAUGAAGUGAAAAUCAUUCAUUUUGUAUGCCUGAGAGAUAUGAGUACUUCAGAUGACAUGCUGAGAAUAAAAUGCUUUAGAAAACUGUCAGAUGCAGGAUUGAUAGGAUGUAGAACAAACAAAUAAGAGUGUUGUCCUGGAGAGAUCAGACUAGUGAUAUCUUGAUGUAGUUAUAAGGAAAAAAACAAGAAGAAAAAAGAAUAAUUAUGAUAGUAUAAACAUCCUAAAUAGAAAAGAUGUAUGAAUGAAGUGAAAAUCAUAAAGGAAAUAGAGAGAUAGAGUUAAGAAGGUCUAGAGAGUGAGUGUAUGGAACAGAGUGAUUUAAUGUAAUGUGAAUAUAUUUUAGAGAAUUAGAAAAUUUUUAAAGUUUCUAACAUGUAGGUAGAGGCUGCGUAAUGGAUUAAGUUGAUGAAUUAUUCAUGAAUGUAAAUUACUCAUAAAUGUUCUUAGGUAUUUUCUACUUUUAUUGUCUGUUACCCCCACUUGUUUAGAAGAAUGCCAAAUGAAUGAAAAAAAAUAAUGUCCAUUUAAGAUGCACAUAGUAACAUGCACACUAAAGGAUGUGUCAAAAGUAAGCUUGCAGAAUGUAGUAACAAUUUCCUUGAUCUCAGUCACUGCAGCUGUUUUCCACUCUGUAGUAGCUGUGUGAUUACCAUGUGUGGGCUGUAAUGGGACACACCUGCACAGUGUGGUAUAGGUAUCAAACUGUUGAACAAAUUAUGUUGAUGUUAACCAGUCAUGACAUUAAGAAUAGCUGUGUGUGUUAUGUGAAAUUUGGUGUAAAGAAAUAUAUGUGGAAGUAGAGAGAAAAGGGGAAAGUAAAAGUGUGUAUGAUUUUGUAGGUAAUUCAUGAACAAAUGAAUCAGGUGGAGAGAAUGAGGUUUGUAAAUUAAUCAGAUUAAUUAAUGCUCAGAAAAGAACACUUCUGAGCAUUACAGGCAUCAGUGUGCCAUCUCUUGUUAUGUACAUACAUUCUUUUGUUAAUAGUAUAUUCAAAUAUAUAUUAAUAUAUUUUGGAAUUGGAGAGUUCGAAAUAAAUAUUUUAAAUCUGUUUAAAA